AUGGCAGAAUUCAAUGUGACACCCGAGCAGCGGGCGUCGCAAGGUGCCUUCUUCAGGCGCCAGCUCUUCUCCAAACCGCCGCACACGUCGCGGCGCGAGGUCGACCUUGCCGGGAAGACCGCCAUCGUCACCGGCUCCAAUACCGGCAUCGGUCUGGAGUGCAGCCGCCAGCUCCUCGGCCUCGGCGUAAGCAAGCUUAUCCUUGCUGUGCGCAGCGAAGCCAAGGGCGAGGCCGCCAAGAAGGUACUGGUGGGGAAAAAGGCCGGCACGACGCAGACCGUCGAGGUGUGGAAGCUCGACCUCUCUAGCUACAAGUCCGUGAGCGACUUCGUCGUGAAGACUCAGACCUUAGACCGCCUAGAUAUCGUCGUCCACAAUGCCGGCGUAGUCAAGGUGGAGCAGGAGAUCAACCGGAGCACUGGGCACGACGAGGUCAUCCAAGUCAACUACUUGUCUACCGCGCUCCUGACCAUCCUCCUACUACCCGUGCUCAAAGAAAAGAACUCGCGGCAGAAACCCGGCCGCUUGGUCAUUGUCUCGUCCGACGUCGCCUCCUGGGCCCAGUUCAAGGAGAAGACCUCGAACCCGCUGCUGCCAGCCUUCGACACGAACCAAUUCUUCGACGGGCAAGACCGCUAUUACACUUCGAAACUCCUCGGACAGAUCUUCCUGUCCGAGCUGGAGAGGCACGUCCCGUCGUCGGGCGGCGUCGUCGUAAACUGCGCCAACCCUGGCCUGUGCUACGGGUCAGGGCUCAACAGGGACUCGAACGGUACCGGCGCCGGCUUGAUAUUCGGCGCCUUCAAGCGGGUCGUGGGCCGGUCUUGCGCCGCGGGCGCCUGGUCGCUGACCAACGCAGCCGUCAAGCACGGCGAAGAAUCCCACUGCAAGUAUAUCGAGGAGGGGAAAUUGCAACCGAUGUCACCGCUCGUGUACACGGACGAAGGGAAGCAGAUUGCGAAGUUGCUCUGGAAGGAGACGAUGGAUGAGCUUGCGUUUGCCAAAGUCGACGAUAUCAUUGAAGGAUUGAGCAAAUAA
This is a messenger RNA of Durotheca rogersii, 1038 nucleotides long. Its product is annotated as retinol dehydrogenase 12. The record is from RefSeq and is a predicted model, not a curated record. NCBI's taxonomy places the organism in Eukaryota, Fungi, Ascomycota, Sordariomycetes, Xylariales, Xylariaceae. Bases 1 to 1038 code for a protein of 345 amino acids. The transcript is spliced from 2 exons.